Molecule: messenger RNA, 1047 nt
Organism: Naegleria lovaniensis
Lineage: Eukaryota; Heterolobosea; Eutetramitea; Acrasida; Naegleriidae
Exons: 3
Coding region: 1-1047 (348 amino acids)
Biological process (GO): cell wall macromolecule catabolic process; chitin catabolic process
Molecular function (GO): chitinase activity
Source: RefSeq, a predicted model, not a curated record
AUGAAAUCCUUCCCUUUGGUUGUGUUUCUCAUCAGUGCUCUUCUCUUCACAAGCACUCUUGUGUUGGGAGCUUUGAGCGAACGAGACAUUACCGUCGAUGAAUUGAUGCAAAGCAUGCCUGGUAUCAAAGAAUCCAAAGCUCGUGAAUAUUUAGAUCCAUUGAAUGAAGCCAUGAGAACAGCUGGAAUUAACACUCCAAAUCGACAAUCUGCUUUCUUGGCUCAAUUAGGUCACGAGUCUGGAAAUUUGAGAUAUUUCCGUGAAUUGGACACUGGUAAAAGAUAUGAAGGAAGAAAAGAUUUGGGAAAUACUCAACCAGGAGAUGGUGUGAGAUAUAAGGGAAGAGGACCCAUUCAAAUUACUGGACGUGCCAAUUACCGUGAUGCUGGUAAAGCUUUGGGUGUUGACUUGGAGAACAAUCCAAAACUUGCUGAAGAUCCACGUAUUGGAUUCAAAACUGCUGCUUGGUAUUGGAAUACUCGUAAUUUGAACAAGUAUGCUGAUGCUGGAAACUUCCAUGAAACCACUAGAAGAAUCAAUGGAAAACAUCCAAACGGAGUUGCAGAUAGAAACGCUCGAUAUGCCAGAAAUCAAAGAAUUUUCGGUAAUAAGAAUAAUGGAGACAAUGACAAUGCUGCUUCGAGAUCAUUCGAACGUUCCAAUUCUAGAAGACAGCAACAACAACAACCAUCCAAUAACAGAAGACAGAGAAGACAACAACAAUCAGAACGUCCUUCAAGACCAUCCAGACAAGAACGUCAAUCGUCAAGACAAAAUCGUCGUAUGACAAGACAAUCGAAUAACAAUUCUGGAAGAAGAACCAGUGGAAGAAGACAACAGAGACAAUCCACCAGCUCUGGCAGAAGACAAAGACAAUCCAAUAGCUCUGGCAGAAGACAAUCAAGACAAACUUCUUCAAAUUAUGGUCGUAGACAAUCUAGACAAUCCAGUAGCAGUGGUAGAAGACAAUCCAGAUCCUCUAGUUCUUCUUCAAGAUCAUCCUCAAGAUCCUCUUCAAGAUCAUCUUCAUACAGAAUUAGAAGAUAA